This is a messenger RNA of Pyricularia pennisetigena, 1320 nucleotides long. RefSeq lists its product as uncharacterized. The transcript has 2 exons. Bases 1 to 1320 code for a protein of 439 amino acids. NCBI's taxonomy places the organism in Eukaryota, Fungi, Ascomycota, Sordariomycetes, Magnaporthales, Pyriculariaceae. The record is from RefSeq and is a predicted model, not a curated record.
AUGCGCCUCAGCAUGUCUAACCAGACGAAACAAACAAUUUCCACGUCUUCAGCCCUCGGGCAUGUCGACCUCCCACGCCUUGAUUGCGAAACGCCGCCGAUAUCACUACACGAAGCGCAGCGAUAUGACGCCACUGCGCAGUCGAGUCGGCCGAUUGCAGCCUUGAUAUUUUGUUUGUUCCAAGACUUGCGACUCUCCCAUGAAAAGCAGAAGCGCAGGAUCGACAAGCUGGAGGAGGGAACGAAUAGUCGCUUGCACAACCUGGACAAAACGUUGGAUGCCCGCCAAGAGCGACAUACUGCUCAGGUUGAAGAAGUUCUGGUCCACAUCCAAAAAUGCGCCGUCGACAUCGAGAAGCUCUCACAAGUUCAGAAUAAGGCAGAAGGCAUCUAUGCAAGAGACGAGCGUUUGACGAGCGAGGUCGCUCGGCUUGAUGGGCGCCUCAAUACGUCCGAAGAUGAGCUGAGUCAUCUUAGCGAAGCUGUUUGCUCUUGCGUCAACAAGCAGAACCUCGAAGUGCUUCUGGAAAGAAAAAUUACGGAGAAAUUACAUGUGGCAGAAGAAAAGAUCACCCAGCAGAACAAGACAUUGCUAGAGCUAUCCGAAGAGUUGCGCAGGCUGAAGGAUGAAGUACGGACGCAAAAAGACCAGACACGGGAAACUUUAGGGAGAAAGUCCAGUAGAGCUACAGCCAGAAAAGUCGCUGAUAAGCCGUCGAGGCCAGAAGGCGAGCCCGAAGACAUAUACACAGCAGAAACCCAGCCGCUGGAGCCGCCGAUCUUGAAGACACAUUAUAAUCUCCGUCCACGCUCACAACCCUCUGUGGAACAGCCUGCAAUGCCCUUGGCUGUUAGCGCCCUGCCAUCGACCUCUCCCAUCGCCCCGAGCAAAUCUCGUCAAGGGACCAAGAAGAAGAGUCGUGGGGGCAGAACCACCAACAAGACCGUUGGCGCGCAAAAACGCACCGCUGCAGCAUCAGACGCGGAUAACAUAUUGGACCACCUGCCUAGUUCAAAGAGACGGAAACAGCCUAAUCCACAAACAAAUCUUUCCAGAGUCUGCUGCGAGGCACAGUGGGCGUAUGAGAAAUGUCCCGAAGAGAAAAGCGAACAAGAAUUCAUAACCGACUUCCUCAAGUUUUCCGUAAAAGGCCUAAGCUCGGCGGAGAAGAAGCGACUGAUGGAGGCGCUACGAGGCCUGGCGAUUCCAGAUAACUAUGGAAUGCCUGUAUUUAGACAGGAUGCUGACUGGUCAGAUAUUUGGGAGCAUCUAUGGACAAUUAAGAAUGUUCCGGCGAUGUACCUCAAAGAGGCUAAGUGA